Messenger RNA from Gigantopelta aegis, 3630 nucleotides. Its product is annotated as solute carrier family 52, riboflavin transporter, member 3-B-like. Gene Ontology annotation, cellular component: plasma membrane. Lineage: Eukaryota; Metazoa; Mollusca; Gastropoda; Neomphalida; Peltospiridae. The record is from RefSeq and is a predicted model, not a curated record. Gene Ontology annotation, molecular function: riboflavin transmembrane transporter activity. The transcript has 3 exons. Gene Ontology annotation, biological process: riboflavin transport. The coding region runs from base 286 to 1770 and encodes 494 amino acids.
CUCGUUUUUGUUAAUACACGUUUGAUUAUCUACAUAUUGAUACUGGACAUCAUACAUUAUACAUACAUAACAAACCAGAACUUGAGAAAAAAAUACAUUUAGGCUCUGAUAUACUAAUGGGUAUUAAAUCUGCAGAAGUUCAGUAAAUAAUAUUUCUUGGUUGGAAAUAAUAGAUAUCAGGAUUUGGGUGGGGAAAAAGUUUAGCAGUUAACUGCAUGAUCAAGUUGUGCCAAAUUUCAUGCCUGAUAAAUUCCAUUAUUUUCAACACGUCUCUGAAAACUCCAAAUGACUAAAAUGGUUUGUGGUCAGGUGAAUGUGUUUGUUUAUAUUCUCGUGAUUCUUAUGGGACUUUCGGCCUGGAUAGACAUUAAUGGUCUGUGGUCAGAAUUGCCCAUUCUAGUGAACCGUCUUCCUGAGAAAUGGAGUUUACCCUCAUACAUGGUUGUAAUCAUACAGAUGGCGAACAUUGGGCCACUGGCGUUCUCUGUAGCAAAAUUCGCGAAAAUUAAACACGUCAAGGAGGUGCCAGUGAUAUACAUUAUCAUAAUCACUGGAUUCGCCUCAACUCUUCUUCUGGCUUUUUUCUGGAACAGGACCACCUACAUCAGGGGAGUGGAGCACAGCACUGCCCUGUUUGUUCUCAACUUCCUCCUGGCGUUUGUCGACUGUACCUCAUCCGUCGUCUUCUUACCCUUCAUGGCUGCGUUCAACCCCAAGUACAUAACAGCCUUAUAUAUUGGAGAAGGCUUCAGCGGUCUGUUGCCAAGUGUGGUGGCUCUGGGCCAAGGGGUUUCCAAUGUUCAUUGUGUAAAUGGAACACAGUUCUCAAACGUAACGAGGAAUGGAAGCGUGAUUAACGUAACCGAAUACGUGGUGUAUCCCAUGUACCAGAAACCAACGUUCACAAUUGAAGUGUUUUUCUUCUUCCUGUCUGGCAUGAUGGUCGUGAGUGGACUGGCCUUCACGGCGUUGAACUUUAUUCCAGUUUGUAAGAGAGAACAGACGUGCAUGGGCCAGCAGUAUGAACCGGCCGUUUUCAACUCCGAAGAUUCUGAACUGGCGUGUGGGAAAUACAAGUGUUACGAGUCGGAUUCGCCUUCCCUCGAACAGCAAGUGCAAUUUCACGAGGACAGCACAGAUUUAAAGAUGGGCUUUGACAAUGCUCUAGACAGCUCAGAUUCACCUACAAGGAGAACCAAGUUAAAGAUUGUGAUAUCGUCUGAACUGAACACCGAUUACAAUCAGUGCAACCAGACUGUCGCAACAUACGUGUGGCUGCUGCUCCUGACCAUGUGGAUAAACGGGCUGACCAACGGUGUCCUCCCAUCAAUCCAGUCGUAUUCCGUACUUCCGUACGGAAACAGUGCCUACCAUCUUGCAGUGAACCUCGCCAACAUUGCCAACCCACUGGCCUGCUUCGUGACUUUCUUCUUCCAAAUACAGUCGGUUGUGGCCAUCACGGGUCUGGUAGCUGUCGGGAGCGUAGUGGGUGCAUUCUGUAUCUUCUUGGCCACUUCGAGUCCGGACCCAGUCCUCGCUGGAGAAGACUGGGGUAGUGCUAUGGUUGUGAUAGCGUGGGUUCUUGUAGUUCUCCUGCUCAGUUACCCCAAGGUGGCCAUUGCAGGACUUCUCCGACUCCGAGGUAAAAGAGCUCUACUGUGGUGUGGGAUCGUCACACAGAUCGGAUCGGCGCUUGGAGCCAUCACAAUGUUUUUAUCAGUCAACAUAUUCAAGUUGUUUGUACAGGGAUCACCUUGCAAUCAUGUGUAAUCAAGUGACGUCCUUUAUUAGUCUCCAACUGGUCCAGCUGGAGAGGAGGGGAAGAGAUUAUAGGUUUCGUCUUUGACAUUCCAUCUGUUUGUCCCACAUAUAAUUUUGUGUAUAGGUUUAGCAUGUACAGUUACAGAUCAACAGUGACUUUCGUGGAGAUUUAACAAUAUUUGACAGAGUUAUAGCCAGGCCAGAGCCCAAUUUUACAAAACAUCGUAAGCCUAGUUUUGCACAUAAAUAUAAAUCUUCAACUCAACCACAAUUUUUAUUACUACUAUAGUACAACAAAUAUAGUUUGAAUUACACAUAUUUCACUUCCCCUUUGUCCUCAAAAUGCACCAUCUUACGUAAGGAUGUAAUUUUCUGCGUAAAAUAGAUGUCAAACACAUGUAAAUGAAUGACCGGUAUAACUGCUAGUUGCAGACAUAAACUUGAUGUUUUGUGACAUAGGCCCCUGGUGCUUAUAAAACUCUAAUAGAGUCUGAGACACUAAUGUCAUGACAACGCCAUACAAAUUGUAUGCGUGUGACGUCAUUAGAGAUUGAGUCUGGACUAUAAAAGUUUCGUGAGCAUGGGCCCUGAUCAAGUUUGACUUUAAUGGAAAUGUAUUCAAGGGCCAUAACUCUGUCAACAAUGGAUUUUAACCAUUUGACAGUUAUGGCCAUUGAACGUAGAUUUGUUGGGCCAGGUAGGGGACAUAUGUAUUGCUUUAGCAGUACUUUCAGAAUGCUUGCUUUUAUAGACGAUUAUGAUGAGCUAUCACUCUAACUCUCCAUUACUUCACUGAGACUAGUUAAAGGAAAGUAAUUUUUAGCUCCCCUUGGCAUGUGAAUUUAUAUGGUAUUAUGUUAAAUCCCCACCCCACCCCCUGCCCAACAUAAUCUAUAAGUUAGAGGAGCAAAUAAAUCACUCUCCUUCAUUGUUCUUACAGCAAGGAGUGGUGCUUUUACACACAUGGGACCACCAUAAUAUAAUAUGUACACAAAACCAACUGUCGGUAUCUGUUUGAGUGUUCGGGACGGGACGUAGCCCAGUGGUAAAGUGCUCACAUUUCCUUCCUUCUGUUUGAGUGUUCAUUUGAUUAUUCUAUAACAAACCACAGACUAUUUCAUCCUUCCUAUCCCAUCCACGCUGCCUUUCUAUUUAAAGCAAAACACUAUAAGUAACACUUGUUUAUGAAAUGAAUUAAUAUAUAAAUUGUGGUAUUUUAAAAUAAGCAUCAAAAGAAUAUAGUCAGAACCAGUGAAACACUAAGAAGCAGAAAGCCAAUAUUUUAAGGCAGUAAUGGGUUUUAUUUAUCCUGCAAUCCAACAGGAAUAGUCAGAAUUUAUUUAUUAAUUAUUUAUUCCUGUUUUUGUAAGCAAAUCGAGUACCAUCCACCUAGCAAAGCUUUUACAGUAUGACGUCAAACAAGAUACAUGUCAUUCUGUCACAUUAAAAAAGUAUUUGUAAACGCUAAUUCAUAGGUAAAUAUACAAGUUUUGUUUCUUUAUCAUGACACUAACAUUAUUUAUAUAUACUGUACUGAAAUAAAUGAUUUAAAGAGUAUUUUUAUUGAAAAUCUAGUCUGAAACACUCGAGUCGAGUUGGGCUUAUGUCACGUGACCUAUAUUUUUGGUCUGUAACUGAAAAUAUAGAAAUUUAUCUAGUCAUCAUAUGUAUAUUGUAUAUUGUGAUUGCAGUAUAAUCUAUUUUAUUACUCGCCUGGUCAAAGUCUGGAUAUGUUGUAUACAUUUCAUAUCAGGGCUCGAAAUGCAAUGUUAGUACAUGCACCGGUGCAUGCUGAUUUUUGCGUGUGCAUGUAACUUUUAAAACUGGGUGCACGCGGUGCAUGCUAAUAUUUUUCAAGUACUGUGUAUU